Molecule: messenger RNA, 2457 nt
Organism: Oenanthe melanoleuca
Lineage: Eukaryota; Metazoa; Chordata; Aves; Passeriformes; Muscicapidae
Gene: IFNLR1
Product: interferon lambda receptor 1
Exons: 7
Coding region: 135-1847 (570 amino acids)
Molecular function (GO): protein binding
Source: RefSeq, a predicted model, not a curated record
UCCCUUUCCCCCAAAGCCUCUCACACCUGCUGCUCUCGCAGCCACUCGUGCAGGGCUGGACCAGGAAGCGAGGCAGGGCGCAUGUCUGCAGCUCCUGAGCUCCCCAGUCCUCUGGAAUUCAGACAGGAAACACAAUGAGAAUGGAGCAAGGAGAGACAUUUAUGACAAGUGGGAAAUUCUGCUUUGCCAGGAUGGGAGCCCUGCUGGCUCUGUGCCUCCUGCAGCAGGCUCGAGGUCAUGUUCGACUUCUCCCUCCCCAAAAUGUGACCCUGCUGUCGAAGGAUUUUGCCAUGAUUUUGGCCUGGGCUCCAGGGGAAGGCUCUCCCCCAGACGUGACCUACACUGUAAGGUAUGAAAGCCAGGAUCGCCUGGACAAAUGGAAGAAGGUCCCUCAUUGCAGAAACAUCCCCAGAGCCUUUUGCAAUCUGACUUGUGCCCUCCCCAACCUCUACGUUAAGGUCCGGGCUCGGGUGAAAGCGCUUUGGGGACGGUCCCAGUCGCCCUGGGUGAAAUCCCAGUUCAAGGAUUACUACUCUGAUGUGGAACUGGCGCCCCCUGUGCUGAGCCUGAGCCUCAGGGACGAUUCCAUCCUGGUCAGAGCCUCCUUCCCUCUGCCCACCUGCGUGGAGAGCCUCACCUGGAAGUACGACCUGAACCUCUGGGAAGCAGGCUCUCAAGAUAAGAAGAAAUAUGAAGGUUACUUCAGGAAGGACACAGUGACCAUCAACACCACUGCUCUCAGAGGCAAUUACUGCUUCAGUGCCAGGGCUCUCUUUGAAAGCAUCAACCUGAAGCACAGCGAAUUCUCCCAGCCUGUGUGUGUGCUACUAAACCACAGAGCAGUGGACUGGAAGUUCUCACUCCUGGUUGUGAUCCUUCUGUUUGUCCUCUCCAUCUUUGUGGCCAGUCCCUUCCUCUGCUGCCUGGUGAAACACGAGGCCAAGCAAAGGAAGAUGCCUCAGGUUUUGGAUUUCUCUCAAUUUAAAGCUGCUGGACCAACCUUCUGCUUGGAGCUCAGUGAAAAAGAAUUCUGCAGUGAUGAUCUGAACUGCAUAGAGAAGCCAGUGCCCCAAAGGAGGACAAGCAGAGCUUUAGGAGGACACCAGCGGCCAUGGAUGGCUUCUUUCCCAUCAUCAUCAUCAUCGGAGGAGGAGGAGGAGGAAGAAGACAGCAGCACUUUGAUCCCAUACCAUAAAAUGCCAAAGAGACAUCUCAGCAUUCAGCCAGCCCCAGCAGCUCUGAGGGAAAGCAGCUUGGGCUCAGGAUCUGGCUCUGGGUCUGUGCCUGACCUCAGAGCCCUGGGCUUUGCUCUCUUUGCAGAGGGGCAGGUGGGCACCUCGGGGCCCCAGGAGGAGACACCCCUUUACCUCUGCUCCUCCUUGGGAAGGAUUUCCCUCACUGAUGUCAGAUUCCCAGCUGCCAGUGAGCAGGGACUGAUGGGAACAGGGAUCCAUGGAAACGUGGGUGAUGGGGACAGGGACAGGCUGGGGACGAGCCCCCUGCAGCCCCUGCUGGGGGGGAUCUGUGCUGACCCUGCUGAGCUCCACCUGCACAGGAAGGCUCCUCAUUUCUGCAGGGAUUCCCAGAAAUCCCUCAUGGAUCUGCAGCUCCCAUCCCAGCACAGAGAGGAUCCCAGCAGGCAGCUGCUCAUCCCCUUGUGGACACUGCAGGUGGCAGAGGACGAGGGCAUUGCAAGUGACUGUGGCAGUGACAGUUGUACAGAAGAGACACCACCUGGCUCUGCAGUGCUGAGUGAUGCUUUGGAGACAUCAAAUACAGAGGAAAAAUAUUAUCCAAAGUCACAAUUCCCAGGCUACCAGCACUCACAUUACUUGGGAAGGAUCUAAAGCACCCAGCAGGUCUGGGGAGUGCCUGGAAAAUGCUGGAGAGCUCCAAGCAAAGAUCCUUGAACAAGGACAAAAAAAAUAUGUCUGGCCUAUGAAGGCAAUGGCUUUAGGGACACAAAAAGUGCAUUUGAUUGCUGAGUCACCUCUGUACUGUCACUGUCCCUCUGAUAUGUGCCCAGGCUGCAUCUCUGAGGGACCACCCAGCAAACAGGCACUGCCUGGGGGUCACCUGGGACUCCAGAGGAGGGAACUGCUGCAUGUGGAACAUGAGCCCUGGGUGGGAGCAUCAGCCUGGAAAUGCACUGUUGUGCCUGCACGUGGACUGGGAGCAGAUUUGGAACUGCUUCGUGUCACCUGUGCUUCCCUGUAAGUGCAGAGCUUGACUGGAAGCUCCUUACAGAGACAUUCAGCAAGAUCUGGUUUUUGUGGCAUAAAAAUGAAAAGUUCUCCACCUCAUUCUGCAGAAUCACCUUCUGUGUUCCAACAGAGGGAACUGAAGCCAAAGGGUGCAGCACGUUUGUUUAUUUAUUUUUUAUUUUAUACUUAUUGAAGCUGAAAUUCCUGCUGUGCAGAAUGUCUGAGAGCAAUAAUAUUUUUAUAUAAAUCUCCA